This is a messenger RNA of Mesocestoides corti, 1056 nucleotides long. The record is from the annotation of a GenBank genome assembly. Lineage: Eukaryota; Metazoa; Platyhelminthes; Cestoda; Cyclophyllidea; Mesocestoididae.
AUGGAAGCCGCAAUCUUGAGUUCCAUAGAUGAACACUUUGAAAUACAUGAAGGCAUAGUAAGUCAUUUCAAUGUGUCAACUGAGCACGAAUCCAGGCAUCCUACAAGUCCUUGUCAAUAUCUUUUGGUUGGAGCCUACAAGAAUCCCAGAAGUGAGUUUAUUUUCAAGACGUCGCAAGAUGGUCUGAAAAACGCCACCAGUUUUGUUUAUUCCCUGCACAAAAAGGAGACAGCGAACUCGAAUGCCUUAGCCUGUUUCGACAAAACCCUUGAUCACGACCUCGUUGCGCACAAAGAGCUCUUGGCGUUCCCAUGGGAACCAUGCAAGGCCGUUAAGCAGUCACCUGAAGCCAAGCCGUCACCAAAGGUGUCACCGACGAAGACCUCAGUGGUGUCUUCUUCAACGACACGAACUGCUGCCCCCAUUAGCAAACGGCAGUCAGUCAAACGUCCGGCCAAGUCCGCGAACCAGUCCAGUCUCGUAUUCAACGCCAAGAAAACCGAACCAGCCAAGCCAGUCGUCAAGGCGCCUGUGGAUCCCGAGCCCAUUCAUGACCCCUUCGCAGACUCGGAAGACGAUGAUGUUGACGACGACGACGAGGGCGCCAAGGAAAAUAGCCCCUUCGCAGGACUGACCUCCCGACGACGGCGACUUGUCUUCUCCUCGGAUGAUGAUGACGACGACGAGGAAGAAGAAGACGGAAAAAGGAGGGUUGUGGACCAACCUCUCAUAUCAUCGCCUUCGCCGAGAAAGAAAACCUCCAAGAUCGUCCCGAAAAAGGAUGCCAAGUGUCUCCCGUCUGCAAACUACAAGUCACCCAAACGCAAGGCCAAAUCGCCCAGAAAGCCAACCCCCGGGGCGUCGCUUAGCCCCCCGAAGAAGGCCAAGGCGGCAGGCGAGAAUGCGGUGGAGGCGUCCGCAGCGAAGGCACUCAGACCGCCUGAACGACCUCCUGCUCCAGGCGGCGGUGGCCGUCGACGCCAGGUUACAAAGACUUUCGUGGACGACGAGGGCUUCUUGAGUACGUUUGCUCCUUGUCAAGAACUUCCCGUCUGA